Molecule: messenger RNA, 876 nt
Organism: Prorocentrum cordatum
Lineage: Eukaryota; Dinophyceae; Prorocentrales; Prorocentraceae
Source: the annotation of a GenBank genome assembly
AGCGACGUGCCAGCCUCCGCACCUAGAGAUGGCCGCGCCACCACUCAUAUGUACGCCGUAUCGUGAUCGUUUUCCGAUCCAUUCGGGGGCCUCUGAUGGGCGCUGCGUCGCAAACAGCGUGUUGCUGCAGACCGGAGGACAAGACGCUGCUCGCCAUCCAUCAGCCGAUGUGGCUGCUGCAACGCUGGCAGAGGCACAGGUGAACAGCGCCUGGCCUUCCGUCUUGAGGGACGCCUCCGAGGUCGGCGCCUCCACGCCGUCGACGGCGGACUCCGACGGCGCCUCGCAGAGGAGUCCGCAAAGGGGGCUCGCGGUCGACAUCGCGCGGGCCGCACGGGGCGCGCUGGCUGCGAGGCAGCCGCGGACGUCCGGUCCGGAGGCUGUGGCUACGGAGGCGACCAGACCCAUCGACACGUCAUCUGUUCGCAAGAAGGCGUCCUCUGCGCUGCUCAAGGGUUUGCGCAACGGCUCGUUGAGCCGCAUCAUCGACGAGAGUGAGGCGGCCGAGGCGGCCGAGGCGGCCGCGGCGGGCCGGGCCGCGGAGCCCGCCGCAGACGGCUCCUUCGCCACUGGGUGGCACUUUGGCCAGCGGCUCCUCGUGCCAGUGCACCAAGUGCCACUGGCAGUGUGUGUCGGCCACGCGCGGGCCUUGUCUCUGAGCAUCGAGUGAUGAAUUCGAGCAUCACGUGAAUCUCGGUCUGAAUUCCGUUUCUGGCAAGGUAGUUGCAUGCACAGUUGAGCACAGGAGGGGGAGACGGGUUUGCAGCAGCGCUUCCCCACCUUCGCAGCAAUGUGCCUCAGGGGCCGUGCCAGGAGGCGGCAGAGGUCGGCCACGCGCAGAAGGAAGGCCUCUUAGAAGCACCCCUCUGAGCUGCC